Messenger RNA from Erinaceus europaeus (western European hedgehog), 2330 nucleotides. It is a transcript of the gene ABCG5, whose product is annotated as ATP binding cassette subfamily G member 5. Lineage: Eukaryota; Metazoa; Chordata; Mammalia; Eulipotyphla; Erinaceidae. Gene Ontology annotation, biological process: cholesterol homeostasis. The transcript has 13 exons. The record is from RefSeq and is a predicted model, not a curated record. Gene Ontology annotation, molecular function: ATP binding; ABC-type transporter activity; ATP hydrolysis activity. The coding region runs from base 18 to 1970 and encodes 650 amino acids. Gene Ontology annotation, cellular component: plasma membrane.
CCCACUGCCCGCCAGCCAUGGGCGAGCUACUGCCUGCGGGACCCCUGGAGUCCUGGGAUCCCCAGACAAGUGCCCCAAAGGGCCCCCAGGGUGAGCCCACAGCCCCCUCAAAGCCUCGCCACAGCCUGGGCGUUCUCCACACCUCCUACAGUGUCAGCCACCGUGUGGGGCCCUGGUGGAAUGUGGCCUCCUUCCGGCGACGCUGGCAGCGGCGGGUCCUCCAGGACGUGUCCUUCUACCUGGAGAGUGGGCAGAUCCUGUGCAUCUUGGGCAGCUCAGGCUCGGGCAAGACCACGCUGCUGGAUGCAGUGGCUGGGCGGCUGCGCCACUCUGGGACCCUCACGGGUGAGGUGCUCGUCAAUGGGCGGGAGCUGCGAGGGGACCAGCGGCGGGACUGCUGCUCCUACGUGCUGCAGAGUGACACCCUGUUGGGUGGCCUGACAGUGCGGGAGACACUGCUGUACAUGGCUCAGCUGGCCCUGAGUGGACACUCCCCUGACUUCUUCCACAAGAAGGUGGAUGCCAUCCUAGCAGAGCUCAGCUUGGCCCAUGUGGCAGACCAGCGGAUUGGCAACCACCAGUCGGGGGGCAUCUCGAGUGGAGAGCGGCGCCGGGUGUCCAUCGCAGUCCAGCUCCUGCAGGACCCCAAGAUCAUGCUGCUGGAUGAACCCACCACGGGCCUGGACUGUAAGACAGCCAGCCAGAUAGUCACCACUCUGGCCGAGCUGGCCCACAGGGACCGCAUUGUCAUCCUCACCAUCCACCAGCCCCGCUCCGAGCUCUUCCAGGUCUUUGACAGGGUGGCCAUCGUGAGCUGUGGGCAGCUGCUGUUCUGUGGGAGCCCCGCCGAGAUGCUGUGCUUCUUCCAGGACUGCGGCUUCCCCUGUCCCGAGCACUGCAACCCUUUUGACUUUUACAUGGACCUGACAUCCGUGGACACCCAGAGCCGUGAGAGGGAGGCAGAGACAUCCAAGCGUGUGCAGGCCUUGGAGGCAGCCUACAGAGUGUCCCCCAUCUACAAACACAGCCUGGAGGCCAUUGAGCAGGCAGGGCAGCUGCCUGGGACUCCUGAGGUCCCCUUCAAGACCACACAGGGCCCUGGUGUGCUCACCAGGCAGUGGGUACUGCUGAGGAGGGUGACGCAGAACCUGCUGCGGGCAGGACCGGCACUAGCCAUGCGUCUGGUGCAGAACCUGGUGAUGGGGCUCUUCCUCCUCUUCUUCCUGCUGCGCCUUGGCCUGGAUGUGGCUGCAGGGGCCGUGCAAGACCGAGUGGGGCUCUUCUACCAGUUUGUGGGUUCCAUGCCCUACACGGGCAUGCUCAACGCCGUCAACUUGUUCCCUGUGUUGCGUGCAGUCAGUGACCAGGAGAGCCAGGAUGGGCUGUACCCGCGCUGGCAGAUGCUGCUGGCUUACAUGCUGCACUCCUUACCCUUCAGCGUGGUUGCCACCCUGCUCUUCAGCUCCGUCUGCUACUGGGCGCUGGGCCUGCACCCCGGGGCUGCACGGUUCGGCUUCUUCUCGCUGGCGCUGCUGUUGCCACACAUGUUGGGGGAGCUGCUGACUCUGGUGCUGCUGGGGCUGGUCCAGGACCCCACGUUGGCCAACAGCCUGGUGGCCUUGCUCAGCAUCAUCGGCUUGCUGGUGGGCUCGGGCUUCAUGAGGAAAAUGGCAGAUAUGCCUGUCCCGUUCAGGAUCUUCUCCUACUUCACCUUCCAGAAGUACUGCUGUGAGAUCCUGGUGGUAAAUGAGUUUCAUGGCCUCAACUUCACGUGCGGCAUACCGGGCGGCACUGUGCAUGGGAACCCUAUGUGUGCACUCACGCAGGGCACCCAGUUCAUCGCCAGCACCUGCCCAGGUGCGGAGACGCGAUUCUUGGCCAAUUUCUUUCUGCUGGGUGCCUUCGUGCCAGUCCUGGUGCUGCUGGGCAUCAUUGUGUUUGUGGUCCGAGACCGCCUCGUGGGCCGGUAGGGAGCACCAGGGGCCAGGAUAUCUGCUGGAAUUUGGAGAGAUGUGACAGCCUGCCUACAGACUGACCAGGACUUGGGGAGAUAGGAGAUGCCCACAGCCUGGGCCUGCACACAGAGGGCGCAGCUGUUGGGGACUGGUCUGCACGGAGCCAUGUGGGAUGCAGGAUCAGUCUGUGGCUCCAGGAAUGCUCUGGGCUCUGCCCACCCCCUCUUAUCCUUUAAAAAUAAGGCUGGGGAGAUAGCACAGUGGUUCUGUAAAGAGACUUUUCUGCCUGAGGCUCCAAAGUCCCAGGUUCAAUCUCCAGUGUGGCCUGGGGAAAAAUGAUAAAAUAAUAAUAAAAAAUGGCAAUAAGCACUUGAA